Molecule: messenger RNA, 1611 nt
Organism: Closterium sp. Yama58-4
Lineage: Eukaryota; Viridiplantae; Streptophyta; Zygnematophyceae; Desmidiales; Closteriaceae
Source: the annotation of a GenBank genome assembly
AUGGCGAAAGGAAUGUUGUGGUUUUUGCUGGUAUGCGUUUUCGUAGCGAUCGCAAGAGUUGAUUCCUCCAUUCCAGCCAUUUUCACGUUUGGAGAUUCUACGGCUGAUGUUGGGGAAAACAACUACCUUCCCUUCUCCACCUUCAAGGCUAACUUUUUGCCGUAUGGAAUUGACUACAUUCCGAUGUCUGGUCGCUUCUCGGAUGGGAGGCUUGUCGGGGAUUUCCUAGCUCAGUACGUGGGCCUUAAUCCAGCACCUCCGCUGCACCAACCUAAGGCCAAUUUCAGCACUGGAGUCAACUUCGCAUCGGGGGGUGCAACAAUAGAAAAGGUUUCUAACCCUUUCCAGUCUAUUGGGCUUAGUCGUCAAGCAUUGGAGUUCACAUUAUUCAGCAACAUUUCCCUGUUGAACCGCCAAGUUGAUGCAUUGACUAAGUCUUUGUUCUUUUUCUCGGCGGGAGCCAAUGACAUCAUUGCGUACCUUUACGCUUUUCCACUCUCUGGUUCUUUUCUUUUCGAUCCACUCACAUUUUCGAUAUCCAUACAGAGAUUGUACAGUCUGGGAGCUCGCAGGUUCCUUAUAGCUGGUGUGGGUCCCAUUGGUUGCACCCCUAGUGUCAUGGUUUACACUCAGGCUACAAACUGUAGCCGUGAUGAUUCUGUUAACGUUCUGGCAGCAGCGUUCAACAUGGUUUUGAAUCAGACUCUCAUAGACAUUCAACAGAAUUCACUGCUUCCAAAUGCGACACUACUGUUUGCAAAUCCCUACGACCUUGUGUUGGGAGCAUCAAUCAACCCAGGAAGCUAUGGAUUUAAAGUUGGAAUCGGCGCCUGCUGUGGCCAAGGGAAAUUGAAUGCUGAAGAUUGGUGUGGUCAAAACGGUACUGACGUAUGUUCAGCACCUCAAGACUACGUUUAUUGGGACGGUUUGCAUCCUACCCAAGCCAUAGGUCAUGUUCGUGUUGUUGCUGCUGCUGGAAUCGGGUCGUCUUCAGGCGAUGCGGCAAGCGGUGGCGAGACUGUUAAGGAGCUGAAGCAGCGGCUGCUGCGGGCUGUGGGGGGGACUCAGAGGGGCAAGGCAGCUUCUCCCCAGCAGCGAGAGCAGAUACUGCAACUAAUAGAGAGAUUGGAGGCAGCCAACCCAACGCCCUCACCCAUGCUGUCUCCCCUUCUGGGCGGCACAUGGGCUCUGGUCUACAUCGCUCCCACUGCAGCCUCCGCCAAUACGUUGGAUGCAUCAGAGGAAGGGCCUUUCCUCGCUCGUUUAAAGCCCGUGGUGUUUGGAGGGGUCAGGCAGAAGGCAAGCCUGCAGAUUAUCCUUCCCGACGAGGGCCGGGCAGAGAACGUGGCACUGUUCACAGCAUGGGGAGUUGAUGGCGAGCUGCGGAUAGACGCGGAGUGCAAGGCGCCAGAGCAGGAGAGCAUGCGGGGGGUGCGGUCCACUGUUCGCUUCCUCUCCUUCAAGCUCUCUCUCGGACCCCUCUCCUUCACGCUGCCGCUCUCGCUCAUCUCUCCCACUGGGUGGAUUGACGUGACAUACAUUGAUGAGGAGAUGCGAGUGACAAGGGGCGAUAAGGGCUCUGUGUUCCUUGCCACACGCGUCAAGGCGUGA